CAAUAACGGCCACCACCAAUUAAGCGAUAAAAAAAAUUACCCAAUAAAGGGAAGUAGUUGCCGUUUAAACAUUAAAAAAAACCCCAGCUCAACCGCCCUUGAUAAAAGCCCCCUUUGGGGGUUUAUCGGGACAGCUGCAUAUCGGCUUAAUAGGAUUCAGCAAACUGCUUCCACAAAACAUCCCCUCCAUCACUCCGAUAAGAAUAAUGCAAUCAAACCAUAAGAAACCAAGACCGUUGCGCUCACCAGUAAACCAAUGGGAACAAUCCAAUUCGAAUGUUCUUAAACGAGCCGGGGUGCUAAGCUGCGUGUUGUGCAGCAAAAAAAAACAAAUUCAAUAGCAAAAAGGUAAGCAAAACGCCAACAGCCCCCCCCUUACUUGAAUUACUUCAAACACAACAAAUCCCUCGCUGGUCCGCUUUCUCUUUGCCCGCGCCCUCGUUCGCGCCCAAACAAUUUGUUUCCAUCCUGUGUGUGUAUGUGUGUGUGUGUGUGUGUGUGUGUAAAGGGGGCUGAUAGGAUGAGACGCAGAAAACCGUUCACACCUGUACCGCACCGCCUCCUCCCUCAGUCCCUCCUCAUCGCAUCCACAAACCGUGAUGAUGUAAUUGUUUGCCCUACGAACGGGGAAGUGGCGCUGGGCGGCGGGAAGGUUAAACGCGGCCACGCUUGGGGCAGUCGAAAAUUGUCGCGCAUGCGAUCCGGUCGCACGGGCCCAACACGCACGCACGCACGGAGUAUGGACCGACUGGGACCGGGACCGACCGGGAAACCGCUGUAAGUCAGUGUGUGUGUUGAUGUUGCCGGGUGCAGAGUACACACCGCCAGAGUGGGUGGUGGUUUUCGGUGAAACACUUCGCCGCUCCCAUUGCACGAAACAUCUUCACGCCCGUCUCUCUCUCUCUCUCCCCUUCUCUCUCUCCUCUCCACUGCACUUUUCCUGAAAGAGUGGGGCUGUGUGUGCGGACGGUUGGGCGAAAGGCAACCCCUCCUGUCUGUAAGGAGGGAGCGUGCGCGCCACAGACGUUGCUGGAGCGUGUGUGUGUGUGUGUGCUCACAGGUGGAACCGCACACCGCUCCCGUGGCCCCCUGAAGGGUGGCGAAUUAGGGCCCCAGUGCAGUGAGUCGGCGAAGUCGAGAUGAAGUGAAAUUGUUUAUAACGCCAGCCCGUCGCCCGUCGCCACCCGCCAACGGUUGCUGGGCCAAUAGUCGCCGCGAGCACCACUGCAAUCAACCGCCAUUGCCAGUGGGCAAUCGCUCGCCAAUCGCAGAACUCGCAACAAAAGGGGAUCAUCGGGUUGUACUAGCGACCGCGCGUUUGCGAAAGUGCUCGGUUGUGAGAAGGGUUGGAGAGCGACCCGUUCCUUCCAUUCCUUUGCACAAAGCUUUUGCGAGUGAGUGACCGUGUGGAAUUACAAUUCGUUUGUUUUUUGUUUGUUUGAUUUGAUUUUUUUUUUUUUGAAAAUCGAAGAUAAAAAGUUUUCAAAACCACACACACACACACACGCAGACGAGCGCGGAGACAGUGACAAAAGUUUGGGUGCGCCGAAAAGAAGCUGACCAGUGAGCGCGUGUGUGUCUCUGGCUCUGGUGCAGCAGCACUAGCAGCGUCAAUUGCAUUUGCAUUUGCACCGAGCGAUCGGAUUGCCUCGUAGCCUAACAGUAAAAGCGCCUCUCCGCGGGUGAAUUUGCAGAAAUUAAAAAGUAAAAACCCUCCCAAGAAACGGUGCUUCGCAAAGCUCCGCUCCGCUGAAUGGGUUGCCGCGGCGGGAACGCGCACCGUGUGCCGAUCGAUAGUCCCAGCAGGGCCGGGGCGUUCGAAACCGUCGUAGACGGGCAGUAACGUCGUAGCCACCGACCCUGCUCCGCUGCAUCAAUCAAACAGGCGCGUUUCCGGCAAGCCCUAUUUGUGGCAGCAAACUCAAGUCCCUCUUCCGGGGUUCCCUUGCGACGACUUGCGACCACAGUGAGCGAGACACAGCGAGAGUCAGCAUGACGUCGGUGGACAGCGACAGCAACGUUCCGGUGGAUCCAAGGGUGCAGAUCGAGCUGGAGAAACUGAACGAAGCAACCGACAACAUCAACAAAUAUGAGGUCGAUCUGGACGAAGCGAAAAACGAGUUCCGCGAGCUGCUGCGGGAAAGUGCGGAAAAGAUAAAGGCGGUCGCGAAAAAGGUCGGCAACUCGAUCGACGCCGCGAAACCGUACUACGAGGCGCGGCUGUACGCAUCCCAGCUCGCGAAAGAGACGCAGCAGUGUGCGCUCAACUUCGACAAGGCCAAGUCGGUGCAUGCGGCCGCAAAGGAAAUGGUGUACCUGGCCGAGCAGGGGCUGGGCGAGAAGUCGACGCUCGAUACGGCGUGCCAGGAGAUGCUGACGCACGCGACCACGCGCGUCAACGAGAGCCAGAACGAGUGUACCGAGAUGCGCAACGUGCUGAAGAUAAGCGAGCUCAAGCUGGAGGUGGCCAACAACCGGGUGUGCAAGCUGCACUCGCAGCUCAAGGGCGCCAUCCGGGCGUCCAGACCGUACUACGAGCUGCGGGCCAACUACAACGCGGUGCUGCUCGAGCAGAAGCAGAAGGUGGUGGAGCUCGAGACGAAGGUGGCGGAAUCGAAGCUACGGUACAACGAGGCCUUGUCCAACCUGGAGCGCAUCUCGGAGGAGAUCCACCGGCAGCGGAAGGCCCGGCGGGCCAGCAGCCUGGACGAGGAUGGCGGCGGGUCCGGCUCGUCCUCGUCGUCGGCCGUGCCGCCGGUCGGGCCGGCCGGCCACGCCACCGGCAAGAUGCUCGCCUCGAUGCACCUGCCCUUCGGCCAGCAGGGGCCGGCGACCCUCGGCACCGACCACCGGCGCAUCGACAGUGCCGACGAGUACCUCGAGUUCCCGGCCAAGCUGUCGAUCAAGGCGAGCCCGAUCAAGCAGAAGUAUCUGGACAAGCUCGACUGUCCCCAUCUGCUGAAAGACUUUGCGCGCAAGACGAGCCCGAGCGCGGAAAGCGACUCGGACAACUACCAGUUCUCGCCGAACCCGACGAUCGACGACAUCACCAACAUGUCGUCGGAGGACAUCGAGCAGUGGACCGAGAUCCGGCUGUCGAACUCGAACAGCAGCAGCUCCGGCUACUCGCAGCACAACUCGCUCGUGCUGGAGGACGCCCCGACGCCGCAGGACGAAACGACCGACUCGUCGUCGGAGGACAGCCCGAAGGCGAAGACGCGCAUCAUCAAGAUGGAAACGUACGACGCACCGGAGGGGAUCGGUGGGAGUGUGCUGCGCCGCACCGACGGCAUUGCCGGCUGGAUCGCGAAGACGGGCAGCAGCGUGGUCGGGUCGGGCUCGACUAGCGGGCACGGCGGGGCCGCAUCGGGCGGGACGCCCGGUUCGGCAGCCGCCGGCUGCUGCUCCGCCAACUCCUCCUCCACGUUUGCCAGCAGCGGGCGGCGCCAGAGCCUGGACAUCAUCAUCGACACGGGCGACCGGGUGAAGGACGUGUUCGCGCAGGGCAUCCAGCGCAUCGGCAAGACGCUCGAGCGGCGCAACAGCGAGUCGGAGGUGGCGCGGGACGAGUCGGCCGGGAGCGAUUUUUUUCUCUUCCAGCGCGCGGACCCUGCAAAGGAUGGUCUGUCGGAUGAGCAGGUGGAGAACCUACUGCUAGACCAGGACUGUACCGACAUCUUUCAGAACGUGGUGAACAUAUCAAAAUGAGGCCGGCGGACGGCGGAGAGGUGGCAGGGGACGCUACCCAACGGGACGCACGAGCCAAACCAGUGUGAGUGAGAAGGUGGGGGGGAGAGGGCGCUUUCCGGACCUGGAGGAGAGAGGGAGCGAAGCAAUCGGGGAAGCAUUAGCCAUACGGAAACUAGUGAAGCAAUUUACCCAACAGAAGAAAAAAAAAUCACAAAAACAUACCAGACACACACAUACACACACUGGAGCGAAAUCAUCGUUGUCAUGUGUUAGACGAUGUUGUUGAUUUAUCAUAGAUUCUAAUGUGCGCGCGCGACAAAACAGUGACGAAAAAAAAAAACAAACAAACACAGCAAUAAAUAAACUAAUAGAAACCGUUGGUGGGGCCCUUUCAGCCCGGUCCCACCCGCGAGGUAGUAGAA
This is a messenger RNA of Anopheles gambiae (African malaria mosquito), 4112 nucleotides long. RefSeq lists its product as uncharacterized. The coding region runs from base 1993 to 3708 and encodes 571 amino acids. Gene Ontology annotation, molecular function: protein kinase inhibitor activity. The record is from RefSeq and is a predicted model, not a curated record. The transcript has 5 exons. Gene Ontology annotation, biological process: intracellular signal transduction; negative regulation of protein tyrosine kinase activity. NCBI's taxonomy places the organism in Eukaryota, Metazoa, Arthropoda, Insecta, Diptera, Culicidae. Gene Ontology annotation, cellular component: cytoplasm.